Molecule: messenger RNA, 511 nt
Organism: Rosa chinensis
Lineage: Eukaryota; Viridiplantae; Streptophyta; Magnoliopsida; Rosales; Rosaceae
Exons: 5
Coding region: 2-511 (169 amino acids)
Biological process (GO): proteolysis
Molecular function (GO): cysteine-type peptidase activity
Source: RefSeq, a predicted model, not a curated record
CAUGGUUGGUUUCAUUGACCCAACAUUGAUUGGUGAGAAAGGGUGUGGGAGUGCAACAACGAGGUCCCGAAGUAUAAAAGAUCGCCUGAUAAGUGCUUCUCCAAAUCAGAUUUUCUUGUUGCCUUACAAUGCAUCUGUUCAUUGGAUGUUGACUGUGAUCGAUCCGGACAAUGAGACUGUCUAUUUUAUGGAUCCAUUGAGAAGACGCCUUCCGGGCGGAGAAUGGAAAGAUAUUGUUGACACUGCUAUAUCAAUGUUUAAAGGGGAACGCAACAAGAAAGGACGGAGCUCUAUUCAAUGGAAGAACAUGGCAGGUAUUCCAUCACAGCCAAACGACAAACAGUGUGGCUAUUUUGUGAUGAGAUAUAUGAGGGAUAUCAUCCAUGAUACAAACUUGUCAUUUGCAGAUAAGUGGGCUAGGAGAGCCGACCAUGUUUAUGGUCAAGUGGAAAUUGAUGAAGUGCGUAAUGAGCUUGCAAGUUAUGUGUUGAAGAACAUCCUCAAGCUGUAA